This is a messenger RNA of Metarhizium acridum CQMa 102, 5241 nucleotides long. The record is from RefSeq and is a predicted model, not a curated record. Lineage: Eukaryota; Fungi; Ascomycota; Sordariomycetes; Hypocreales; Clavicipitaceae.
AUGUGGUGGUGGGGAGUAGGUUGGUUCUCCUAUUGGGUGCCAAGACUGUGCCUCAUGUCUGGGACACCACUUGUUUUCAUGGCACAAGUUCGUAGCAUUGGCGACAAAGACCGCUUGGCAGCUAUCCCCACGGAGGAAUUUACUGGUCACAAAAUGUCAUCGAUGACUUACGGUGGGCUUUUUCUGUUAAAUCAUGGGCUUUUUGUCUUUGCACCUGUUACCGUAUUUCCAGAACCAGUCACCGCAACGUUAUCCGCAAACCCCAGUGAGCUGGCUACCUUUCCGACUCAAGUUCUGGUGCCCCCUGCUGCCCAGUCACCAGGAACCAGAAGUCAGCUAUGUAGUCGUCGUCGCAAGCUUGCCUUCUUAGAAGCGGUCACCUCCACCGCGCCACAGCACAAGCCACCAAAAGCAACACCUUUCCCUUGGACCAACACUCAACGGUGCUGUGCUUGGCAGGUCAGCACAUCGCUUCCUGACCCUGUCCCCUCCCUUCCUCGUCUCUUGCACAGAAACCCACAACAUCACCGACAGCGGCGACACACGGCGACACACGGCGCCUCACCUUCAAUUGUACUCACACCCCGAGACGGCAUCAUAGACCCCCCCAAGUUUCCUUCGGAUAUGCUUCCUGCACCGCCGAUGCAUCCUGGUACCGUGCCAGGGCCACAAGCUUUCAACAGCUUAUCCAAUGUACCUGGACGAGAAGCCAACGGACACAACGAUGGCCACAUCCGCCGAUUCGUAUCAAACCAUAGACGUUCUUUUCCGAUCAGGCUAUCGCAGUCGACGCAACAGGCUGCCAUGCCAACUGCUCAUCUUGGUUCAUUUACACCCGAGCAUAACCUUCGCAGAAAGACGCCGGGCGGAACGGUCGAGGCGGGAUACGAUGGUUCGCCGAUUCAACCAUUCCCGGGACCACCACCAUUGAAACAGAUGAUACUCCCCAUAUCAGUUGGCUCAACAUCCUACUUUCCACCGGACUCUUUGUUGGGAUCUACACAACCGCCGCACAUCCAAUUCAAUGUGCCCGGUAGCAGUUAUAACCACGGCUCUCACCCCCCCGCAAACUUCCAGCCCGCUGCCUGGGCAUACAACGAUGCAACACCCAAUGGGUUGGAUCUUUCGACGGUUCUGAACAGUGGUUCACGCUUGCUGAAUACCAGCAAUGCCCAAGCCAUGGGUCAGCCUUCAGAUCUUUACCAGCCAGUCAUUCGAGCGCAUGAGCACAACCUCCGUGCCUUCUGCCCCCCUCCAGCUCCAACUAGUGGUUCGUUGCUAUUUGGUCAUAUGGGCUGGCACUCGGGAUCUUCGCCAUGGGACCAUAGCAACUAUGACAAAAACACCGGCCUUGGUAUUUCAUACACGACACCAGAUAUAAACCAUACCGGAUAUGGCCAACAUGGCAGCGUCGUAUCUCAGCACUCACCAUUAUACGCCAAGUAUGAAGGGCUAGAUAGAGGGACACGAUAUUCUGGACACAGUCCACGGUGGGGGUUUCAUACAUACCAAGGUCCUCGCUCAAGGACUGAUGGCCAAAGGGUGACUUCGAUCGGAGAGUCACAUCUUCGGGAGAAAGCCUUACAGCAGUCUUAUCAAAGCUAUGUGGAACUACUUUCAUAUUUGCAAGCCAGUGGCAAAACGAGUCCAACAAGAAGUAGCCCUGGCUCCUUCAAUUCGCACAAACUGCCGGCGUAUCCCAAACCACCGAAGCUACAGAGCCUUGGAAUGAUCAAAAGCGCCAACCUCGCGAACCCCAAUGCGACAUCUGCCAAUAGUAUUAGUGAAGGUUCGCCCCAGCAUGGUGGACGAUGUACUUUGGAUAGCGACCGGUCCUUACACAGUCAUGCUCCCUAUAGCCAAUUCACUCCCAGUGGUAACAACAUGUACCUUUUUGACCAAAAACUUGUCUCGGCAAACCCGAGCCUCUCAGCACCGUCUUUUAGCAAUAUAACAUCCGCAGUCCAUCCAUUGCCGAUAUCCAAUGCUCUGACAUCUCUAGACAUCCUUAAGAACCUCUGCGAACAAACCAAGUGGCAAUGGAUCGAAGCAAUAAUCAAGCUGGAUUCGGGUCAAGUUGAGGCCACUACACAUCUUGGUGCAGCUCUGUAUUGUCUUGGCCGCCAGGAUGAAGCUGAGCAGAACUGGCUUCGGGCGGUAAAGCUAGAACCAAGCUAUUUAGAUGCCACGGAACAUCUAGUAGGGCACCUGUACAAAAACCGGAGCGGGGAAGCUAUCGAAGUUAUAGCAUAUGUCCAGAAAGCUUUAGGCCCCGUUAUCGCCAGUACGAGCUCUACCCAACCAAAGGCCCCACUGCCUAUUCUAGGAAGUGGAAAUGAACUAGUUGUACCAGGCUCUCAGUCUCAAUUUCUGAAUGGGAGCAACGGUAGCAAUACCCCUGGAUUCGGAUCCAGUGGUUACUUGCUGUCUGGUAUAGAUAACGGCAGAAUGCUGGCCCUAGUUCAUGCGAAAGGCACAUUGCUCUAUAGCCAGAAGGACACUGAGCGUGCGUCGGAAGCCUUCCAGGAAGCUGUUUUGAUCAGCCUUGGACGACAAGUUACUGGGAUCCAGGAACUUAUACGUCGUAUCCAAGUCGCGCUCUCAUCACGAACAUGCCAAAAUGCCUCUAGCCAAAAGCCACAAUCUCUGCAUCCGUUGAUGUUAUCUCCAGAAAAAGCCCGGCAUACCGCCCAACUUGUUUUUGGUGGCACCGGUGAACUACCCGGUCUCCAGUUUCUCCGAAACGGGCCAUCUAAACGUGCUGCUGUGCAAACGACAAGCAAUUCAUUGCUGUCACUAGCUAAAAUCUUGCAAGACGCCAUGUCUAGUGGCAAAGUGGAUUUUGGCCUCUUUCGUGGCUCAUCGCAAGUCGGCGAUAUACUCGCUCUGUACUAUCUUUCUUUGUCGCUUCAGGAGAGUCCGUCUACAGCCAAUAAUGUUGGCAUUCUCCUCGCUGGCGUUCAACAAGGCAUUGCCACAUCCUUAAACACAGCUGGUAGAACAAUGUCGCAAACUAGCAUACCUGGUAUUGCCCCUGGAAGUGGCCUUGCCCUAGCACUUGCGUAUUAUAAUUAUGGCCUUCGACUCGAUCCGAACCAUGUUCAUCUUCAUACAAACCUUGGCAGCUUGCUGAAAGAUGUUGGUCAACUGGACCUGGCAAUACAAAUGUACGAACGCGCAGUAUCCUGUGACGGGACGUUUGACAUUGCUCUCACGAAUCUUGCCAAUGCUGUCAAAGACAAGGGCCGGAUAAACGAUGCCAUUCACUACUAUCGACGCGCAGUAAACGCGAAUCCUGGGUUCGCAGAGGCCGUUUGCGGGCUUUUUACGGCCCUUAAUUCCGUGUGCAACUGGCGUGGCCGUGGCGGUGUGUUUCUAGAAUCUGGGAAGUACGACCGGUGGCAUGUCAAUAGUGACGGAAUGCUCAUUGAUGCUCAAACUAGUGGGUGCAGCAGCGGUCUCACUAGGCGCGUCGUUGAUAUCGUGAGCCAACAACUCAAGGAUGCAUCUCACUGGGGGCAAGGCAUGUUGCGGGAAUCCGCUAUAUGUGAUUUGGCAAAGCAACUGCAACAUCUUUGCAAAGACCCGUCGUUUCGACUAGAGGAAGCCCUCCGCCGAUGGGCUGAUCAGCCAUGGGAAGGAUCUCGGCUUUUGCGACUGAUAGAGCGUGCCACACGAGUGUUAUUGAGGAAAAGCUACAGAGAUCGUUAUCUAUGUGGUCAAACUAACAAAUUGUCAUACGACAGACCGAAACUGCCGCAAAAUCUUAGUGUUCCAUCAGCACCUACAGUGCUUCCAUUUCAUACCUUCACGUGUCCCUUAACAGCGAAGCAAAUAAGAGCAAUUGCUCAACGAAAUGCUCUUCGUAUAUCGAGCUCGACACUUCGAUCACCAUGGAUACCUUCCACAAUGUACCCCCCUCCUUCCCCUCCGAAUCCGCAUUUGAAUGUGGGCUAUAUAUCCUCAGAUUUCAAUAACCACCCGUUGGCUCAUUUGAUGCAAUCCGCCUUCGGGUUCCACAACUCGGAUCGAGUCCAAGCUAUUUGCUAUGCCACCACACCAAGUGAUGGGUCUGUUCAUCGCCAGCAGAUUGAGAACGAGGCGCCGGUGUUCAGAGACGUCAGCAACUGGCCACCAGAUAAAUUGGUUGAACAGAUUACACGGGACAAUAUUCACAUAUUGGUGAAUCUAAAUGGUUACACCAGGGGUGCAAGGAAUGAAAUCUUUGCAGCCAGGCCGGCACCUAUUCAAAUGUCGUUUAUGGGGUUUGCUGGCACGUUGGGUGCUGAAUGGUGCGACUAUAUACUAGCUGACAAAACCGCGGUCCCGUCGACAACUCUUCGUCCUUGGAGAGAUAAUGUGUCAAUCGAAGAUGUGUUCUGUGACAACAAUGAAGACACCACAGGUGACUGGGUGUAUUCGGAAAAUGUUAUCUUUUGCCGGGACACUUUCUUCUGCUGCGAUCAUGCACAGUCAUGCGCAAUUGACGAGAAAGAAACUGAAUGGGCUGAGGUGGAAAGGCGGAGGUGGAGGAUGAGAAAGGAGUUGUUUCCCAAUCUUGGAAACGAUGCUAUCAUACUCGGCAACUUCAAUCAGCUCUACAAGAUUGACCCGACAACUUUUCGGGCUUGGCUACGCAUUCUGGCUCGGGUUCCACGAGCAGUUUUAUGGCUUCUUCGAUUUCCUGAACCCGGUGAGAGCAACCUACGGGCUACAGCUAAAGCAUGGGCCGGACCUGAAGUAGCAGAACGGAUCAUUUUCACAGAUGUGGCACCAAAAAGUCAACACAUUUCGCGGGCCACUGUUUGUGAUAUGUUUCUGGAUACCCCGGAAUGCAAUGCCCACACCACAGCUGCAGAUGUCCUGUGGUCCAGCACCCCACUACUUACUCUUCCCCGAUACCCUUACAAAAUGUGCUCACGGAUGGCUGCGUCUAUUCUACGUGGUGCACUUCCUCGAUCUUUGGAAGGUCAACAAGCAGCCGAGGAACUGAUUACAUACACUGAGGCAGAAUAUGAGCAGCGAGCGGCUGAUUUGGCGAAUAGUCUUAAAUACACAAUGAAUAGUGGCGGCUACGGACAAAGCAGUGGCCGUCUGGCGGACAUACGGAAACUUUUGUGGGAUAGCAAAUGGCACUGUGGCCUAUUUAAUACCCGAAGAUGGGUGAAAGACCUCGAGACAGCAUAUGAAGAGGCAUGGAGAAGGUGGAUUAAUGGUGCGGGUGGUGACAUAUACCUCUGA